AUGAAGCAGAAAUAUAUGGGCAUGUUCAGCUGCCUGUUGGGUCAAUGGCGAGAUCACGUUCAAGUUGAGUUGGUCAUUGCUGGUUUUGAGGGCUUCCUCAUAGGCAAGGUCAACCUCUGCGCAUUCUUUGACCACUUUGGUGGUAUCAACUUGGGCUUGUCCGUCUACGUUUCACAUAAUGACGAAUUCGUUCCAAUCAAUAUGGCUCAACUCCGGGCUGACUAG
This is a messenger RNA of Penicillium cataractarum, 225 nucleotides long. RefSeq lists its product as uncharacterized. The record is from RefSeq and is a predicted model, not a curated record. The transcript has a single exon. NCBI's taxonomy places the organism in Eukaryota, Fungi, Ascomycota, Eurotiomycetes, Eurotiales, Aspergillaceae. The coding region runs from base 1 to 225 and encodes 74 amino acids.